Molecule: messenger RNA, 1971 nt
Organism: Fimicolochytrium jonesii
Lineage: Eukaryota; Fungi; Chytridiomycota; Chytridiomycetes; Spizellomycetales; Powellomycetaceae
Product: Bicoid-interacting protein 3-domain-containing protein
Exons: 1
Coding region: 489-1793 (434 amino acids)
Biological process (GO): snRNA modification
Molecular function (GO): O-methyltransferase activity; snRNA binding; RNA methyltransferase activity
Source: RefSeq, a predicted model, not a curated record
GCCCUCCAAACCUCUCCCACCACCCCCGCUCAAUAAACCCCUCCACAUACGCCUUCUGCCGCCUCCCGUCCUCCCACAUCCCAGGCUGGCUACUAACCGACAUGUACCCGCCGCUGUUCAUCGCGAGCAGGUGAGGGAGGAUGCGGGUGGAUUCGGAUGCGAGCGGGGUUAAUUGCGUGGCGGAGGAGGUGAGUGUGCCGGUGAGGAAUGCGCGGGUGAGGAGGAGGUGGUCGGCGAAGGUGUUGGUGGGACGAUGGAAGAGGUGGUGCCCCGGGAGAGCGGGGAUGGGGUGGGUUUGGUUGUCGAGAGUCGAACCGGGGAGGGGUGGCAUGGUAGCGGGCUUUUGUUUCUGGACGGCUUCGUUGGGGUGUUGGACGCUUUCGUGGGGAUGCUUGUACAACGUGGACAUGGAAGACAUGGAAGACUGAUUCCAGGUUGUCUGCUUGUUGCCGCGACAACACUGCCAACGGACCGCCGAAGAGACAACAAUGAUGGGAGAAGAAGUACCACCGCCGUCGCCACCGCCACCCAAGCAGAACCCUUACCUAGCUCAUUGGGACGACCCGCAGCUUUCGACCUACCUCCCUUCCGGCAGACAUCCUCCUCACGCCCAUGGGCAACAUCCCCGCACUCUUGGAGCCGGGAGCGUCCGAUCACAAAUUGCUCUCGUACCGAGACAGGUGAAACGACGGCUACCAGGGGCUGCUUCUUCAAUUAUACCUAGCGUCAGGCCUGUGGUCACCCCGCCGCCGGCUGUGCCUCGGCCCGUUGCAGUAGUUACUGAUCACGCACCACCGCCGGUCCAAACGAUCUUACAACAACCGGCAGAUACCCAAGAGCAGCAUGUCUCAAAGCAGCAGCAACAAAAAGCGCCCUCGACAACUGUUGCAAAACCCCGCGUCCGCCCAACCCACUCCCACGGCAACUACGACCGCUACUACCGCAAACGGACGCACCGCGCGCGGGUCGACACGCGGCUUGCCCUGUUCGACAAGGACUGGUUCAGGGGCAAAAAGGUGCUCGAUGUCGGAUGCAACGCGGGAGUCAUGGCGAUCCAGAUUGCGAUGCUUUGCGGCGCGGCGGAGGUGGAGGGCGUCGAUAUCGACCCGCUGUUGGUGAGGAAGGCAAGGGCGGGUGUGGUAAAUCGGGCGUCGUUGGUCCAGCCGGAGCGAGAGAGCACGGUGGAGCAGGAUGCCGAUGCAGAUAGGGGAGAUGCUAUGGACGUGGACAGGGAUGGGGUUGCAGAGCCAGUGGACUCGCAUGCAUUGGACGUUGACUAUUUCCCGCAGAGCUGUACGCAUCUAUUUGGCCCACUCCCCAUCGUCGACGAGCCAAUCAGCACCGAUGCUCCAUCAAACCCAUACGGCGCCCCACCACCGCCCCCACCGCGCUUCCCGGCCAACAUCAAAUUCCGCUGCGGCGACUGGCUCCACGAACCCAAUCCCUCCCUCGCGACCCACAAAUACGACGUCAUCCUCGCCCUCUCCAUCAGCAAAUGGAUCCACCUCAACCACGGCGACGCGGGCCUCCGCCGCUUCUUCAAACGUUGCUACCACUCUCUCAACGAUGGCGGUGUCUUGCUACUUGAGCCGCAGCCGUGGGACUCGUAUACGAAGGCGGAUAGCCGGCUGGAUGAGGAGAUGAAGGCGAAUAUGAGGAACAUACAAUUGAGGCCGGAGGGGUUCGAGGAGGUGUUAAGGGAGGAGAUCAAGUUUGGGGAAGUCGUGUGUUUGGGACGGUCGGAGAAUGCGACGCCGAGUUUUCGGAGGCCGAUAUUUCGGUGUGUCAAGUAGCGUAGGGGAUAGUAUGGCGUAGCUGCUGUUUGGAGAUUGCGGGUAUUUAUGACAGAAGAGUCGACUCCUGGAUCCGGUAGGAGGGUGGGCGGUUUUUGGUACUCUGAAGGCAAGCAAGCGACGGAACGGGAGGGCCAUCUCUCCGCACGGACGUCAAUAUAUACCACUCUUCCUCCGC